ACAACAAAUUCAUUCAUUCAUUCAUUCUUUCUUUCUUUUCUUACCAUAUCCAUCAAGCCCCACCCUUGUUUUUGUCACCAUCAUCAAUUAAUUCACUGAAACAAAUUCAUUAAACAUGAGAUAUUUCCUAUUUUCUCUCUUCUUUCCAACAUUCAUCAUUACUUUCACAUAUGGUCAAGAAAUAAUUAAUACUACUCCACCACAAGUAGGUUCAUUGAAUAGGAAAGAUUUUCCUGAAGGCUUCAUCUUUGGCACAGCAUCUUCUGCAUAUCAAUAUGAAGGUGCAGCAAGUGAAGGUGGAAGAGGAGCAAGUAUAUGGGAUACUUUCACUCAUAGAUAUCCUCAAAAAAUCACUGAUGGAAACAAUGGAGACGUUGCGGUUGACUCGUAUCAUCGAUAUAAGGAAGAUGUUGGUAUCAUGAAGGAUAUGAACUUGGAUGCAUACAGAUUUUCCAUAUCUUGGUCUAGAAUACUCCCAGAUGGGAAACUAAGUGGAGGAAUUAAUCAAGAAGGAAUCGACUAUUACAACAACCUCAUCAAUGAGUUGGUGGCAAAUGGUUUACAACCAUUUGUAACUCUUUUUCAUUGGGAUCUUCCUCAAACUCUAGAAGAUGAAUAUGGCGGCUUCUUAAGUCCUCUCAUCAUAAAAGACUUUCAAGACUAUGCGGAACUUUGCUUCAAAACAUUUGGAGAUAGAGUAAAACAUUGGAUAACUUUGAAUGAACCAUGGACUUACAGUCAAGAUGGGUAUGCAAAUGGUGAAAUGGCACCGGGCCGAUGCUCUUCUUGGUUGAAUCCAAAUUGCACCGGCGGUGAUUCUGGAACCGAACCUUAUUUAGUUGCACAUUAUCAACUUCUAGCUCAUGCAGCAGUUGUUAAUUUGUACAAGACCAAGUAUCAAGUCUCUCAAAAGGGUGUGAUAGGUAUAACAUUGGUUAUUAACUAUUUUGUGCCACUCUCAGAUAAUAAACUUGAUAUAAAGGCUGCUGAACGAGCUACAGACUUUAUGUUUGGAUGGUUUAUGGAUCCCUUGGCCAAUGGAGAUUAUCCUAAAACCAUGAGAGCCUUAGUCAGAUCAAGGUUACCAAAGUUUACAAAAGAGCAAUCUAAGCUAGUGAGUGGUUCAUUUGAUUUUAUUGGCAUAAACUAUUACUCUUCUUGCUAUGCUUCUGAUGCACCUCAAUUAAGCAAUGGCAAACCUAGCUACCUAACUGAUUCUCUUUCUCGUUUUUCAUUUGAACGUGAUGGAAAAACCAUUGGUCUAAAUGUUGCUUCAAAUUGGUUGUAUGUUUAUCCAAGAGCAAUUCGAGACUUUCUGAUACAAGUUAAAGAAAAAUAUAACAACCCUUUAAUUUAUAUUACUGAAAAUGGUAUUAAUGAGUACGAUGAUCCAUCCUUAUCCCUUGAAGAAUCUCUUAUGGAUACAUAUAGAGUUGAUUAUCAUUAUCGUCAUUUAUUCUAUCUUAAUGAGGCAAUCAAGGCUGGUGUAAAUGUCAAGGGAUACUUUGCAUGGUCCUUGUUGGACAAUUUUGAAUGGCACAAAGGUUAUACUGUGAGAUUUGGAAUGACCUUUGUAGAUUACAAAAAUGGUUUGAAAAGAUAUCAAAAGCUCUCAGGGUUGUGGUUCAAGAAUUUUCUUACACCAGACAACAAAAAAGUUUACAUAGAUUCCAUUUAAUAAUGCUACAAAAUUCUUUUAUAAAUACCAUAGUUGUAAAAACAAUUAUUUCAUUGUUUGAAUAUAAAAAGUAUACCAUUUGAAAUUGUAUGUAAAUAUAUUAUCUAUAUGUAAUUGGUCCUAUUCUUUGAUUCUACAUGUAACUUGUUAUUUCAUUUUACUUA
Messenger RNA from Medicago truncatula (barrel medic), 1842 nucleotides. RefSeq names its product cyanogenic beta-glucosidase. The transcript has 8 exons. The record is from RefSeq and is a predicted model, not a curated record. Lineage: Eukaryota; Viridiplantae; Streptophyta; Magnoliopsida; Fabales; Fabaceae. Gene Ontology annotation, molecular function: beta-glucosidase activity. The coding region runs from base 116 to 1678 and encodes 520 amino acids. Gene Ontology annotation, biological process: carbohydrate metabolic process.